This is a messenger RNA of Mytilus trossulus (common blue mussel), 4233 nucleotides long. RefSeq lists its product as uncharacterized. Gene Ontology annotation, molecular function: DNA binding. Gene Ontology annotation, biological process: DNA integration; DNA recombination. Bases 241 to 3777 code for a protein of 1178 amino acids. NCBI's taxonomy places the organism in Eukaryota, Metazoa, Mollusca, Bivalvia, Mytilida, Mytilidae. The record is from RefSeq and is a predicted model, not a curated record. The transcript is spliced from 22 exons.
UUGAAGAAAGACAAAGACGGUUUUGUUGUAAGAUAUAUAGAUGAUACAAUUGGAAAAGGGGUGUUUGCUGAAAGAUCUUUUAGCAAAGGUGAAUUUCUUUUGGAAUAUGAUGGGGAUCUUGUUUCGAACAAAGAGGGAACUAGGAGAUUGGAGGAACACAGCAAUACCUUUGGCUGCUAUGUGUUUUUUUUCAAGUAUGGAGGCAAAAGUUUAAGCAUAGAUGCUACUUUUUCUAAACAAAUGGGAAGGUUUGUUAAUGAUGGAGUUGGAGCAGAUGAGAAUGCUUUAAUGAAAAGAAUUGUUGUGGAUGGGAGCCCACAUUUAGUUUUAUUUGCCAGAAGGGAUAUAUAUAUAGGAGAUGAAAUCAGAUAUGACUAUGGUGAUGUUAGUCGAAACCUCCCAUGGAGAAAGAGACCACUAACAGAUGAAAAAAAAAAUACGACAUUGAAAGAAUGUUGUGUUUCAAUAAGAAGACUGGAGAUUAAAGAUGAUAGUCAUAAAGUGGCAUGCAAUAGAGAGGCAUAUUCUGACAGUGAUAGUGAUAUUGAGAACUUGACAAGGAAACAUAGAGUUUUGAAACUACCAUCUGAUGAUGAAGAUGAGGAGAAACAAGAAUUAGACCUAAGUAAUGAGAAUAAACAAGUAUUGAAUCAACCACCAGAAGAUGAGGAAGUUGGUAGUAAUAUUGGGGUUAGAGAAGUUUUGAUACAACCAUUAGAAGAUGAGGAAGAGGGCAGUAAUAUUGAGGUUGAAGAAGAAAAAUCUGAAGGGGAAACUGAAAAGCUAUUUGUAUGUGCCCUAUGUGAUAAAAAACUAAGAAGUAGAGAAUCAUUUCUGAGCCAUAUGGGUGUGCAUUUCACUGAUAAUGUAAAGAGAAUGCUACCCAAAUCAAAUGAUACUACAGAACACAUACCUGCUCAAAUUGAAAUGAAUAGUCAAGAGAAAGCCAGUUGCAGUGAAGGACCAAAAAAGGAUAGAGGCCCACCACUUAAAUCCUCUAUGGUUGGUUUAGAUGCAGGAGAUGCCAGUCAAAAUGAAAGUUACAGUAAAGAUGGAGAUAAUAUUGAAAGAAUAUCACCUGCAUUCAAUGAUACUUCAAUACGCAUACCUGCACAAAAUAAGAUGAAUUGUCAGGAGACAGCCAGUUGCAGUGAAGGACCAAAGAAAGCUAGAGGCAGACCAGUGAAAUCAUCUACUGGAGAAAAAAGCAAAUCAACAAGGUCAAAACCUUACAGACCCUGCCCUUUCUGUGGUCUCCUUAUGGCUAGAUUGUCCAAUCACAUCCUUCGCAAACACAAAGAUAUUCCUGAGGUCAAAGUUUUAAAAAGGCUGCCCCAUCAAGAUCAAGUAAAGCAAAUGGCUAACCUGAGGAAAGAAGGUAUUUGGAAAGCUAAUUUAGACCAGGUGAAAAAAAUGGAGGAUGAAGGAUCUCAAGCAGAAGUAAAAUAUUUUAAAGAGAGGGAGCAUGGAGCAGGUCAACUUGCUUACUGUUCUUUAUGUAAAGGUUUUUUAACAAAGUCUUACUAUAAGAGACACAGAUCCACAUGCACUGCAGUUGAAUCUACAACAACUACAGCGAAAGCCUUAGAUCCAGUGCAUAUUGCAUCUCCAAAGUUUACUUCUUCAUUUAACUUUGAUGUUCUAGCAAAAUUCCAUAAUUCUGAGGUAGGAAAUUUAUGUAGAACAGACAAUCUUAUAACAUCAUUUGGGCUGCAGAUGUAUAGAAAUGUGGAGGCUAAGAAAAGUAAAAAAGAAGAAAAAAGAAAAUCAGUUAUGUCAGAUAUGAGGAGACUGGCACAUUUAUUGUUAGAAUUUAGAAAACAAUGUGAGAUAAAUGGUGAUGCUGAGGCUAAAUCAGCUGUAAACAUGUUUGACAGAGGCAAUUUUCAUUCGUUGGAGUCAUCCAUUUUAGCCCUAACAAUAAAUGAAGAAACUGGGCACACAAAAGCAGGGCUAAAAAUCGGAUAUGGCUAUCUCAUAAAGAGAGUUAUCAAAUAUCUCACUGGAGAAUUUCUCAUCCAAAAAAAAGAUGCUGAAGUUGAUGAGAUUAAGCGCUUCGGAGAUCUAUUGGAAUUUUGCUGGCCAGGUAUAUUUGGGGAUGCAGAAUAUAAAAUAACUGUACUAAGACAGAAAGAAUUGAGGAUGCCAUCUCGCCUUCCAGAUGAGGAUGAUGUUAAGAUGUUGAAAGAAUGGCUGGAAAAUAAAAUUAAAGACAUUAAAACGAAAUUCCAAUUUAUAACUUCUAAUGAAUAUGCUGAGAUUAGAGAUUUACUUGUAUGCAGAUUAACACUAUUUAAUGCUCGAAGAGGAGGCGAACCUGCUAGGCUUUUACUAUCAGAAUGGGAUGAUGCAGAAAAUGGGGUCUGGUUUUCGCAAGAUUCAGUGGAAAAGGUGGAGGACCCCAUUGAGCAAAAAUUAUUAUGUGAAUUAAAGAUUGCAUACCAAGCAGGAAAAAGAAAGCUUGUGUCACUGUUAAUACCCCAGGAUUGUUGGGAUGCCAUUAGAAUCCUUGCAGAUGAAAAAGUUCGAGAUGAUGCCGGCAUUGGGAAAGGAAAUAAAUUUUUAUUUCCCACAACUGCUGGUAAAGAUGAACAUGUAAUUGGAUGGAGUUGUGUAAAAAAAUGUUGCAAAAAAGCCAGACUUAGCAAGGACAUCACUGCUACUGAUAUGCGACACAGGGCUGCAACUUUAUAUGCUGCAAUGGACAUCCCAGAAAAAGAGCGCCGAUUAUUUUAUUUACACAUGGGGCACAGUGCAGACAUGAAUAGAGAUGUAUACCAGUGCCCUGAAUCCGUGAGGAUAACAACAUCUGUUGGGAAAGCUCUUCAAUGUUUAGACAGGGGAAACAUGAAAGCUUCCUCAUCAAAAGUUGCAGAGACUGGUCCAAAAAAUACAGAAAUUACCUUCUCUCUUAAAGACUUUUUGAAUGAACUGGUGGAUGAUAAUGUUGCAGUAAGGGCAAUAUCAGGAAAAGGAUUGAUAGAGGAAGAUGAAGUAGAACAAAGACCAGAAAAAAUAAGAGCUGCAAGCUGCAUGAAAGAUCUGAUGCUACAAGAUGCAGCAAAAGAAUACUUCACAGAUGAUGCUUGGCUGGCAGCUGAAUCAGUUUUUGAUUUACUUCCAGACUGUAGUGAUGAUGAAUCUGAGAGAUCCCACAUGAUUUUAAAUACAACAGAUGUAAGUGAUAUAAGAGAUUGUGAAGAUGAACCAUGUUCUUCAAAUGAUUCUAUGAUAUCUGGUGAUACAGAGGAGCAAGUAGAGAGAAGAACAAACAAAAGGAAAAGUUCAACAUAUGAUGAUAACAAGGCUACAAAACUUCAGAAAGUUCCAACUGAACCUGAGGCAGAAAAAGGGAAAAGUUCAACAUAUGAUGAUAACAAGGCUACAAAACUUCAGAAAGUUCCAACUGAACCUGAGGCAGAAAAAGGGAAAAGUUCAACAUAUGAUGAUAACAAGGCUGCAAAACUUCAGAAAGUUCCAACUAAACCUGAGGCAGAAAAAGGAACAAAAAGAAAAUAUAAAUUAUGGACUGAAGAGAAUACUAAAGUAGUGGAUGUUUAUUUUAAGAGAUACAUUACAGAUACAUCUAGCUUGGACAACAAAGGGUCAUUGCCAGGAUCAAAAGAUGUAAGAGAGUUUCUUCAGAAGCAUCCAAUCCUUCAAGAUAUUGAAAUUAAAAAAAGGAUAACAGCCAUCAAGACAAAAAUCUUCAAUGAUAGAAAAGUUUACAGAGAAAAAAUUUCAAAGAAACUUAAGAAAACCCUCCAAAGUAUGUGAGCAUUCUGAAUAUCAUGCAUUCCAUAUAAUAGAUUGACUUGUAAUAGGCCUCUUAAUCUGUAAUCAUCCUCAUCUCUCCACCAACAGCCAGUAUCAUGUAAACUUAAUCUGCGUCAUCAUCUCUCCACCAACAGCCAGUCUUAUGUAAACUGAAUCGGCAUCAACAUCUCUCCACCAACAGCUAGUCUUAUGUAAACUGAAUCGGCAUCAUCAUCUAUCUACCAACAGUCAGUCUUAUGUUAACUGAAUCGGCAUUCUCAUCUCUCCACCAACAGCCAGUCUUAUGUUAACUGAAUCGGCAUCAACAUCUCUCCACCAACAGCUAGUCUUAUGUUAACUGAAACAGCAUCAACAUCUCUCCACCAACAGCCAGUCUUAUGUAAACUGAAACAGCAUCCUCAUCUCUCCACCAACAGCCAGUCUUAUGUAAACUGAAUCGGCAUCAACAUCUCUCCA